CACUUUUCUCAACUUUAUCUGGAAAGUCAGAGUGAAAGUAAAAUAGUCCAACUGCGAACCAAGACGGGGUCAGUUCAUCUCGAUACUUCAAAACUCCUAAGAACUUCACAAAUCCAGUGUGGGUCCUCCAGUGAGUUGGAGAGGAUUGAGGAACAAUGGCACAGUUUGACACUUUGAUAUGGACUAUAACUGUUAUAUUUGUGCUUGAAUGCAUUGGAUCCUGUAUUGGAUGUGGUAGAGCUGAGUACAGAAUAAGGGAUGAAUGUUGUCCCAUGUGUUUACCAGGAUAUCGUGUACAUAGGCAUUGUACUGAAUUCACCAGUACCAGCUGUGUGCCCUGUGUUGAUGCUACUUUCCUUGAUGAGCCCAAUGGUCUCAUAAAAUGCAAAGUGUGUAUCAACUGUGAUCCAGGUUUGGGUUUGAAGGUAAAGCGGUCAUGUAAACCUUCAUCAGACACUGUCUGUGGGACACUGGAGGGGUUCUACUGUCUAGACCCAACUAAGGAUGGUUGUAGAGCAGCCCAGAGACACAGCAGCUGUAAACCUGGUCAAUACAUCAACCACACAGGAACAGCGUCUACACAUACUGUGUGUUCUGACUGUACUGGUGACACCUAUUCAGAUGGAUCAUUAGCAGCCUGCCAGUCACACACUGGAUGUGAAUCCUUGGGACUUCAGGAAAUUAAACCAGGAUCUCCUUGGUCAGAUUCAGAGUGUGGACCACAACUAUCCCAUUCCACAGCUAGAAGCAGAAUUGGUGCUGUUGCAUCCAUGACAGUUGUCAUGAUAUUAGCUGGAGCUGUUUUCUUAUCAUUCAUAAUAGAGAGAAAUGUCUGCUUUUUAUCUGUUUCUAUUGUGUUGGUAAAUUAUUUAGUGUGUGUGUGAGAAUAAUUGUUUAGUGUUUGUGUGUGAGUAUGAGUCAGAGAGAGGAGCGUCAAGUAACCUAGCGGGACGGCAGGUAACCUAGCGGUUAGGAGUGUUGUGCCAGUAACCGAAUGGUCGCUGGUUCGAAUCCCUAAGUAGACUACCUAUUAACACGAAUAGUGUCUGCUAAAUUAUUUAAAUGUUACAAAUUUGAGAGUGCGUGUGUGCAUCUAUCACUCCAGUGUUUAAUUGCUCAAUUUUAAUUAUUUCGCCACUAUGGCAUGUUUAUUGCCUUACCUCCCUUCUUACCUCAUUUGCACACACUGUAUGUAGACUUUUCUAUUGUGUUAUUGACUGUAUGUUUGUUCCAUGUGUAACUCUGUGUUGUUGUUUGUGUCGCACUGCUUUGCUUUAUCUUGGCCAGGUCCCAGUUGUAAAUGAGAACUUGUUCUCAACUGGCCUACCUGGUUAAAUAAAGGUGAAAUAAGAAAAUAGGAAUCAUCGUCAAUCUACACACAAUACCCCAUAAUGGCAUACAAAAACAGGAUUUAAGAUAUUUUAGCAAAUGUAUUAUAAAAACUACAGAAAUACCUUAUUUACAUAAUAAUUCAGAGCUCAGGUGCAUCUUGUCUUCAUUGAUCAUCCUUGAUGUUUAUACAACUUGAUUGGAGUCUACCUGUGGUAAGUUCAAUUGAUUGGACAUGAUUUGGAAAGACACACCUGUCUACAUAAGGUCCCACAGUUGACAGUGCAUGUCAGAGGAAGAAGCUGAUUAAACAGCAUACUCAUUACACAGGUGCACCUUGUGCUGGGGACAUUAAAAGGCAGCUCUAAAAUGUGCAGUUGUGUCACACAACACAAUGCCACUCAUAUCUCAAGUUUUGAGGCGUGUGCAAUUGUCAUGAUGACUGCAGGAAUGUCCACCAGAGCUGUAGCCAGAUAACUACAUUUUAAUUUGUCUACCAUAAGCCACCUCCAAUGUUGUUUUAGAGAAUUUGGCAGAACGUCCAACCGGCCUCACACCUGUAGACCACGUGUAACCAUGCCAGCCCAGGGCCUCCACAUCCGGGGUGCUGGGAAGUAUUUAUGUCUGUAAUAAAGCACCUUUUUAGGGAAAAACU
Oncorhynchus masou masou (cherry salmon) is the source of this 1984-nucleotide messenger RNA. RefSeq names its product tumor necrosis factor receptor superfamily member 14-like. Gene Ontology annotation, cellular component: external side of plasma membrane. Gene Ontology annotation, biological process: negative regulation of alpha-beta T cell proliferation; defense response to Gram-negative bacterium; positive regulation of T cell migration. The record is from RefSeq and is a predicted model, not a curated record. The transcript has 7 exons. Lineage: Eukaryota; Metazoa; Chordata; Actinopteri; Salmoniformes; Salmonidae. Gene Ontology annotation, molecular function: protein binding. The coding region runs from base 156 to 884 and encodes 242 amino acids.